AUGAGCUGCUGUGGCUGUUCAGGAGGCUGUGGCUCCAGCUGUGGGGGCUGUGGCUCCAGCUGUGGGGGCUGUGGCUCCAGCUGCUGUGUGCCCGUCUGCUGCUGCAAACCUGUGUGCUGCUGUGUGCCAGCCUGCUCCUGCUCUAGCUGUGGUGGAGGCUGCAAGGGAGGCUGUGGCUCCAGCUGUGGGGGCUGCAAGGGAGGCUGUGGCUCCAGCUGUGGAGGCUGCAAGGGAGGCUGUGGCUCCAGCUGUGGAGGCUGCAAGGGAGGCUGUGGCUCCAGCUGUGGAGGCUGCAAGGGAGGCUGUGGCUCCAGCUGUGGGGGCUGCAAGGGAGGCUGUGGCUCCAGCUGUGGGGGCUGCAAGGGAGGCUGUGGCUCCAGCUGUGGGGGCUGCAAAGGAGGCUGUGGCUCCAGCUGUGGGGGCUGCUGUCAGUCCAGCUGCUGCAAACCUUGCUGCUGCCAAUCCAGCUGCUGCAAGCCUGUCUGCUGCUGUGUGCCUGCUUGCUCCUGCUCCAGCUGUGGUGGAGGCUGUGGGGGUUGUUGCCAGUCCAGCUGCUGCAAGCCCUGCUGCUGCCAGUCCAGCUGCUGCAAGCCCUGCUGCUGCCAGUCCAGCUGCUGUAAGCCCUGCUGCUGCCAGUCCAGCUGCUGCAAGCCCUGCUGCUGCCAGUCCAGCUGCUGCAAGCCCUGCUGCUGCCAGUCCAGCUGCUGUAAGCCUUGCUGCUGCCAGUCCAGCUGCUGUGCCCCCGUUUGCUGCCAGUGUAAGAUCUGAGGCUCACCUCCUCCACUUCCAGCUCCCACCCACACAGCUCCUGUCUCAGUUUCCUUGAUGAUAACCUAGGACCCAGGACCAUCUGGGAACCCCGAGUCUGGGAUUUCCUGAUUUCCUUACUUAGCCUUACAACAGCCCUGUCCAAGGAGCCCUCCCUAUUCCCUUCCCCCAUCCUCCUCAGGCUGAAAACCUCCCCUGCCAAGUGGACAUCACCCUAUCAAGAACACCCAGCAAAGGCUUGCCCAGCACACCAUGUAGACCCCCAGAGGAAUCUCUGGGUCAUUUCCAAGGAUCAUCUGCCCUGCUCCCAGAUGUGGGGCCAUCGCUUGAGAUUGCUGAGCUGCCUCCCAACGGCCUUCAUUCCUGGACUCCCCAACUCUCUCCUCCAAAGGGUCUCUUUGCUUAUCUUGCCUACUUUGGGCUGUUCCUGGAAACCCAGACAAUCAUUUUGUUUCAAUAAAAACUAUCCUUA
This is a messenger RNA of Antechinus flavipes (yellow-footed antechinus), 1240 nucleotides long. RefSeq names its product keratin-associated protein 5-2-like. The transcript has a single exon. The record is from RefSeq and is a predicted model, not a curated record. The coding region runs from base 1 to 768 and encodes 255 amino acids. Lineage: Eukaryota; Metazoa; Chordata; Mammalia; Dasyuromorphia; Dasyuridae.